Messenger RNA from Stylophora pistillata, 2518 nucleotides. RefSeq lists its product as uncharacterized. The record is from RefSeq and is a predicted model, not a curated record. Lineage: Eukaryota; Metazoa; Cnidaria; Anthozoa; Scleractinia; Pocilloporidae.
UUUUAUAAAGCUCAGGACGAGCAAAGGCGACGUGAACUUCCCGAACAUAUUGACCAAGCUGAGUUGGGUUUAUUCUUACUGCACAGCAAUUAGAUUUGGAUUCCUAGGGACCAUGGAUAACACAAAUGAGAUGACUUCAAUGAUAUCAAAUGAGAUGGAACCAAACCGUCAACGAAAGUGCGCUUGCUGCAAGUCCACCCUCGGCUGGAUGAUUUUGAUGAUUAUGUAUUUACUGCUUUUACUGGCUGAAGUAGUGAUUACUUUCACUUUCAUUUAUCAUUUUGGAAAAACAAUAUCGCCCGUUUUCACCUCGAAGAGGUUAACAGCCACAAAUGUAUCAUCAUCAAGCACCAAAAAUACCUCUCAAAUAUUUCCAAUACAUCUUGUACGCUACUUAGGCAUGACAAAAACUUACUCCAGGUUGAUAAUGACCCUAAAUUGUUUAGACGCAGUGAACUGUUGGAUCUUUCUCGGAGCAGUUUUCAAAUCUCCGCAGUUCACCGGCUUGUGCCCUCUGAUAAAAAAUCUUAUUCGUUUGCCGAGAUUUUGGACCUUAAUAUUUGUAUUUUCGCUUUUUGUCACAGGGGAUGUUAUUGAGAGCGCAAGUUCCUCACUCGUCAUUUCUGUUUACAAAUUUAGAGCUAUGAUAGCAGUUUGCUUUACGUUUUCCCUGGAUGCAUUCUUUGUGACAAUGAUUCUUGUAGCUCUGAACGAAACGAAAGUCCGCCAUAUGGCACCGGGGAAAGUGCACUUAAUAUUCAAGGUGGCCCUGAUUGUCUUCUGCUUACGAUUGCUUGUAUAUUUGAUUAAUACAAUACUAUACCUAACUGUAAUCUUAUAUUUGAUUGCUGGAGUGAAGGAUAGCUAUUGGCGGAAGGGAGGCACGUUUGUAAACUGUGUGAGUAGUUUUCUUUUCUUGCCGUUUUACAAAAAAGGAACUGAACUUGUGUGGACAAAAUUAUUUCAUGACGACAAGUACAUUAUAGGGAAAAUCAGAGGCCCUGAGAGACAAGACAGUGGUUUAGAUAGCGGAACCCAGGCUGUUUGAUAAUUAUCAAUGACUGGUGGUCCAAAGAAGAAGUGGGUUUUGUAGCUUUACCUUUUGGCAAUAAUACUGCCUUAACAUUUGAUUACUGAGCAAACCAAUGUGAAAGACUUGCCUACUACAUAUCUGUAAGCUAACUUAUUUUGGGGUUUGUAUCUUAAAAUAACAACGACUUGUCUAGUGGAUAAACAGUGCAUCACUAACUUUCCAGAAACAAAUUGCGAUAAAGUCCAAACUAUUUGGCGGCAAUGACAGCUGCAGAGGAUAACAAUUAAAACUGCAAUAUAUCAUAAACCGAGAGUAACCGAUGACGGCCUCUUUCCAGAUGUAGCCCUUAAAACAUCUGAUUCUGGUGCUCAAAGACAACAAACCUGUAGCCAUGUAGCUCAAGCAGCAAUAACGAAAUCCCUAUUUACGGUGCACUGCAGCUCAAAUAAAGUUCGAGGGAGGGUACCGAAGAUCGAAUUGAUAAUCAAAAACCUUUCCACAGUUAAUACGAACGCUCGCAAUACUGGAAACAGUAACUUUAGCAGUAGUGGUGGUAGUGGAAGCAGUGGAUCGAAGUAAAAGUGCGUCCUCUUAUUUCACUUGCAUGUAUAUGGAAUAUUUGGAUCUGGUUUUAUAAUGGAAUAUUUGGGUCUGGUUUUCUUUGAUAAAUGCCUAAAUAAUCUGGUUGAUUUUACCUUUGAAUUUGAUCACUAUAUUUGUCGUUUGUUCAGGGACGCACGCGUCGUGCAGAUACUUCUCAUUGCCUAAUUGACCAAUUUUGCCCAUACUUCCUCUUUCCGAGAUUAUCAUUUUAAUAGAAUUACGGUAAUAUGGAAUGAUAUUCCCGAAGAUAUCAAAGUAGCUAAUACACUUCGUUCUUUCAAACGCCAACUCAAAUCUUUUUACUUUAAUCGAUUAUAUAAUGUUUUCGAUGGCGACAACAUAUGUUCCUUUGAUUUGUCCUAAGUGUCGCCGUGUAAAUAUUCUAAAAGCUUGCUCUUGUUAGUAUUAAUGUAGUGCGAUAUUCGUUACCUUUUUCUCUUCUUUCUUUCUAUUUAUUAGAACGAUAUUUAUAGUACAUUAUUAAUAUUUAAUUGUAGUUUUGGGUAAGGGAUUGGUUUUCUACAUUUUAAGGGGUUGGUUUAGGUGGGUGAAUCCAGUAGGGGACUACGUGUCCUAUUGUUCUCUAGCCUCUAUACUGUACGAAUCUUUAAAUAAAUAAAUAAACAAAUAAAUGUCAAUCGGUCUUAGUAUAGUGUGAUAUAAUUACUUUUUAAAAUAAUAGAAAACUAAGCGGAAGGAGUAAUAUUUCUUGCUAUGGGUACCCAAUCUCCCAAUCAUCUUAAAAUCUGAGAUCUGAAAGUGUCUCAAUUCCAAAAAUAUCCCCUCAGUUCACUAAUUCCAAGUUUAUUCCUUUUGUCGUGUGCCUUUGACGUAAAAACAGCAGACGGCCGCUCAAAAGGCUUGAGUCUAGGGUAAAUUUUC